This is a messenger RNA of Talaromyces marneffei, 1194 nucleotides long. RefSeq lists its product as uncharacterized. NCBI's taxonomy places the organism in Eukaryota, Fungi, Ascomycota, Eurotiomycetes, Eurotiales, Trichocomaceae. The coding region runs from base 1 to 1194 and encodes 397 amino acids. The transcript has 2 exons. Gene Ontology annotation, biological process: carbohydrate metabolic process. The record is from RefSeq and is a predicted model, not a curated record. Gene Ontology annotation, cellular component: extracellular region. Gene Ontology annotation, molecular function: chitinase activity; cellulose binding.
AUGCAGAUCUCAACCGCUUUGAUCAGCCUCGGCCUUCUGGCCAGCUCCGUCGUCGCUGCUCCUCACAGACUUAAGGCUCGCGCCCCAGGUGGUGAAGUCGUCGUUUACUGGGGCCAGAACGCCGCCGCAGCCAGCGAGAACAACGAUCUUUCAACCUACUGUACUUCCAGCUCUGGUAUCGACAUCGUUGUCCUUGCCUUCCUUUACGAGUACGGAAAUGGCAUUACGAUCCCCUCUGGUGUCAUCGGACAGGACUGCUCUAUUAGCACCAGCGGUCAAGGUAGCAACUGUGGCAAUCUCGCUAGGCAGAUCUCAACCUGCCAGUCCCACGGUGUCAAGGUUAUCCUCUCUCUCGGUGGUGCCGUUGGUGCCUACUCCCUCACUUCCCAGGCCGAAGCCGAGACAAUCGGUCAGCACCUCUGGGACGCCUACGGAAAUACCUCUGGUGGCAGUAUUCCCCGACCAUUCGGAUCCGUUUUCGUUAACGGUUGGGACUUUGAUAUUGAAGCCAGCAGCGGUAAUCAAUACUACCAGUACAUGAUCUCUAAACUCCGCUCCAACUUUGCCUCCGAUUCGGCCCACACUUACUACAUUACUGGCGCUCCCCAAUGCCCUGUUCCGGAGCCUAAUAUGGGUCAGAUCAUUACCGCUGCUCAGUUCGAUUACCUCUGGAUCCAGUUCUACAACAACCCUUACUGCUCAUACCCAAACACUCUCAACUACCAUGAUUGGGUUUCAUACGUCUCCGGCACACCUUCCGCUCAUGCUAAACUCUUCCUUGGUGUUCCCGCCUCUGAGCUUGGGUCUACGGGAACUCAAAGCGGUGCUGUCUACUACCAAUCUCCCAGUGUUCUCGCGAGCACUGUCGCUUCGUUCGACACCAGCUCCAACUGGGGUGGUAUCAUGAUGUGGGACGCUGCUUUCUCCGAUGCCAACAUGGUUAAUGGUUGCACCUACGCCCAACAGGCUUCUAGCAUCUUGAAAACUGGCUCUCCUUGCGGUGGUACUGGCACCACUCCUCCCCCUCCUACGACCACCAGCACCUCCCCUACGACCUCUCCUACUUCUCCUGCCACUGGUACUCCAGUAGCUCAGUGGGGUCAGUGCGGAGGUCAAGGUUACACCGGAUCAACGGUUUGCGCUUCCCCAUACCACUGUGUUACGGAGAGCAUCUGGUGGGCAUCCUGCCAGUAA